AUGUCUUCAAUAGAAUCAUCAAUUAUUCACUUUUUAGCAUUGGAAGAACAGGUUAAGGUUUUGGCUCAAGAUUUUAUCAAACAUUUCACACCAUCAACUCAAAUUUCUUCUGGAUAUAUUAGAGAAGACCUUGGAAGCCUACAACUAAAAAGAUUGCUUAAAACGGGACAAUCAGUUUCACCAUACGCUAUCUCGACUCUUACAUCCCCUAUCUAG
Molecule: messenger RNA, 216 nt
Organism: Entrophospora candida
Lineage: Eukaryota; Fungi; Glomeromycota; Glomeromycetes; Entrophosporales; Entrophosporaceae
Source: the annotation of a GenBank genome assembly